Striga asiatica is the source of this 1008-nucleotide messenger RNA. The record is from the annotation of a GenBank genome assembly. NCBI's taxonomy places the organism in Eukaryota, Viridiplantae, Streptophyta, Magnoliopsida, Lamiales, Orobanchaceae.
AUAAAAUAACCAGAGCAUAUAAGGCCUGUAGACUGAUCACGUUUGCGCUUAGAAUUCCAAGAUAUCAUAAAAUCCAUUGUCCCUUCUAUUAGUUGUUCUUUUCUCUUCUCGCAACAAGUACGUUUUGCCUUUUCAAUUUCACUCUCAAAUGUUUACAUUCUAAGCAAUUGAGACAUGAUUUCUCGUGCACAAGUAAUAAUGAUGCUUUCACCUGAUUAAAACUUGCACGAUGUAUAAAAACAUAAUGCAUAUUUUCCACAACAUGGUAAUUUUAUCUUCUCGUCAUGCAGUGGUCGAAAGAGAUGAGAUUGACUCCGAGAAAUGUGAACAGAAGUCUCCAGAUUUUGAAAACAACAGUAUUUCGAAAGGUAAAGGAGACGUUUUCGAGCCAUAUGUGGGCAUGGAAUUCCAAACCGAAGAUGAUGUUAGAAAAUUCUACAUCGAUUACGCCACAAGGGUCGGUUUCGUGGUUCGAGUAGCGCAGUCCACACGUCCUGAAAAGAUCGAAGGUGGAAAUAUCACUCACUGCCUUGUUUGCAACAAGCAAGGGAUCUCUUCCAGCCCGAAAGGUAAAAUGGGCCUGGAAGGGAAGCCCAGGCCCGGUGUGCGUGAAGCUUGUGACGCAAGGAUAUUGUUUAAGCUGGAGGAGUCUGGAAAGUGGGUGGUCACUGGAGUUUUCAAGGACCAUGACCAUGCUUUAGAUCUGCAUGAAAAGGACAAGAAAAUCCACGAGCUCAAGGGGGAGCUGCAACGGCAGGAGGAGCUAUUUGCGACUCAUCGGGAGAGAUUUAUCAGUCUUGUGACUGAUAUCGAGAAGCAAGUGGAUCGACAUUUGUCUCCGAAAGUUUUAGCAAUUGUUGAGAAUGUCAAGAAAGUUGAAGUAGGGGCUUUUGUUACUUCCAAGGCAUAGGUAGUACUAGAGAUGUAGAUAUCAUCUUAAUUUGUUGUAAUUAAGUAAAUCACUUGUUGGUUUUUGUAGUAUUUGUUACGCUGCACUUUUGUUUCCUG